GAGAGCCCCGCCCCCGCCAGGCGUGUGGGUGUGUGUGUGUGUGUAUGUAUGUGUGGUGUGUUUGCGGCCCGCGCGGGUUGCACACCCUCCGCCUCUGCGCCUCGUCCCCUAGGCCAGGCUGCUGCUGCCCCUGCGCCCCUCGCCCCGCCGGGCGUUGUAGGCCAACAUGGGCCAGGAAGAGGAGCUGCUGAGGAUCGCCAAAAAGCUGGAGAAGAUGGUGGCCAGGAAAAACACGGAAGGGGCCCUCGACCUUCUGAAGAAGCUGAACAGCUGUCAGAUGUCCAUCCAGCUACUCCAGACAACCAGGAUUGGAGUUGCCGUUAAUGGGGUCCGCAAACACUGCUCAGACAAGGAGGUCGUGUCCUUGGCCAAAGUCCUCAUCAAAAACUGGAAGCGGCUGCUGGACUCCCCUGGAUCCCCCAAAGGAGAAAAAGGAGAGGAAAGAGAAAAAGCAAAGAAGAAAGAAAAGGGGCUUGACUGUUCCAGUUGGAAGCCAGACGCAGGCCUUUCUCCACCAAGGAAGAAACGAGGAGAAGAGCCCAAAGACAGAAGAGAUUCUGUGGACUCCAAGUCUUCGGCUACCUCCUCUCCAAAAAGGCCAUCGAUGGAAAGAUCAAACAGCAGCAAAUCGAAAGCGGAGACGCCCAAAACACCCAGCAGCCCCACGAGCCCCACCUUUGCCCCGUCCGUCUGCCUCCUGGCGCCCUGCUAUCUCACAGGGGACUCCGUCCGGGACAAGUGUGUGGAGAUGCUCUCAGCAGCCUUGAAGGUGGAUGACGACUACAAGGACUAUGGGGUCAACUGUGACAAGAUGGCAUCAGAAAUUGAAGAUCAUAUCUACCAGGAGCUCAAGAGCACAGACAUGAAGUAUCGGAACCGCGUGCGCAGCCGAAUCAGCAACCUCAAGGACCCCAGGAACCCCGGCCUGCGGCGGAACGUGCUCAGUGGGGCCAUCUCUGCCGGGCUCAUUGCCAAGAUGACAGCAGAGGAAAUGGCCAGUGACGAGCUGCGGGAACUGAGGAAUGCCAUGACCCAGGAGGCUAUCCGUGAGCACCAGAUGGCCAAGACAGGCGGCACCACCACUGACCUCUUCCAGUGCAGCAAAUGCAAGAAGAAGAACUGUACCUAUAACCAGGUGCAGACACGCAGCGCUGAUGAGCCCAUGACUACCUUUGUCUUGUGCAACGAAUGCGGCAAUCGCUGGAAGUUCUGCUGAUAGAACUGCCAGCCAGGAUUUCAGUGAACAAGGUGAAGAAGAACAAAGAGAAAGCACUAAGCCGUCAUAACUGGAGAAAAAAUAAAAAUUAAAAUGAAGAAAAAUGCUGA
Messenger RNA from Rhinolophus ferrumequinum (greater horseshoe bat), 1326 nucleotides. RefSeq names its product transcription elongation factor A3 (gene TCEA3). Lineage: Eukaryota; Metazoa; Chordata; Mammalia; Chiroptera; Rhinolophidae. Gene Ontology annotation, cellular component: nucleus. The record is from RefSeq and is a predicted model, not a curated record. The transcript has 11 exons. Gene Ontology annotation, molecular function: zinc ion binding; nucleic acid binding. Bases 167 to 1216 code for a protein of 349 amino acids. Gene Ontology annotation, biological process: DNA-templated transcription; transcription elongation by RNA polymerase II.